This is a messenger RNA of Eutrema salsugineum, 1515 nucleotides long. RefSeq lists its product as uncharacterized. The transcript is spliced from 4 exons. Lineage: Eukaryota; Viridiplantae; Streptophyta; Magnoliopsida; Brassicales; Brassicaceae. The coding region runs from base 1 to 1509 and encodes 502 amino acids. The record is from RefSeq and is a predicted model, not a curated record.
AUGGUCUCUCUCAAGCUUCGGUAUUUCCGACGCGGUGGUGAGAUAGCGCUUGCAGAUCUGGCCUCCUCGGCUCCAGUGACGAUGUUUAGAACCUUGAAGACGGGUUCGGUCUCCGUUUUGGUGUCUAGGUCGCCUUGUGUCUGGUGGCAAGCUUCAGAGUGGUGGCUCACACCUUUUUGGCGGGCCCGUGUUAGUGUCUCAGAGCCUAGUUCAUGUUGGCUCCGGAUGUGGUCCGGUGUUGAUGGUGGAGCAAUGCUAGACGUGAUUGUUGAGGCGUCGGUUUGUUGGUACAACUUGUUUGUAGCUGUGGGAGCUGGUUCCUGCAGACAUUCGUUUUUGCGGGAAUGGCGGUCCAAGGUGAUGCUCCGAGUGCCUGCUCGGCCUCCUUUGUCAAUGGUUGCAAGCUUGACCACUACGGAAAUCGAAAAUCCCGUUAAUUCUCAGAGAAGCUGUAAGUGUCCUCUUAUGAAGUUUGAGGGCUGGCCUCGGGUUGAUGCUCGUGGCAACAAUGAUGAGAGUUCUAGUUCUUCGGAGCUACGGAAAAAUGGGAUGAUCCACGUUUCGGCGUGUGAUUGCUGCGUUCUCCAUCACCAAGAAGAUGUGAGAAAAUUGGGGAGGAUCCUGAGGGAAGCAGCAACGGAGGAUAAGACAGUCAUAAUAACCACCUUAAACCGGGCUUGGUCUGAACCAAACUCAACGUUUGAUUUGUUUCUUGAGAGUUUUCAUGUUGGAAAAGGGACUAAGCCAUUGCUCCGACACCUUGUGGUGGCAUGUCUCGACCCGGAGGCCUACUCUAGAUGCUUGGAGGUCCAUCCUCGGCUCUGUUACUUCAUGAAAACCGAAGAAAUUGACUUCUCCGACGAUAAAAUGUUCAUGACGCCAGACUAUCUCAAGAUGAUGUGGCGUCGUAUAGAGUUUUUGGGUACUUUGUUAAAGCUCGGAUAUAACUUUAUCUUCACGGAUGUAGAUAUAUUGUGGUUUCGAGAUCCACUCCCUCGUCUAUCUAAAGAUGUUGAUUUCCAAAUCGCGUGUGACCGUUUUAAUGGAGACGAUAGAGACAUCGAGAACGAGGUCAAUGGUGGUUUCACUUUUGUUCAAGCGAAUCCACGAACCAUAGAUUUUUACAACUAUUGGUACACCUCGAGGCUGUGGUUUCCGGAUAAACACGAUAAGGACGUGUUCAAUGAAAUCAAAGGAGGCUGGUAUAUUGCAAAAAUCGGACUAACAAUGAGGUUUCUCGACACAAUGUACUUCGGAGGAUUUUGUGAGCCAGGUCGGGACAUGGAUAAGGUUUGCACAAUGCAUGCUAAUUGUUGUGUGGGACAGGAGAAUAAGAUUAACGAUUUGAGAGAAGUGCUUGUGGAUUGGAGUAAUUAUUUGUAUGCGGCGAAGAGAUAUGAUGGUGAGGAAAUGACAUGGCGAGAGCCGGAGAACUGCAUGAAGCAAUGGUGGUGGAAAAAGAAAAAACCAGAUAUGUUGGGGUCAGAUUAUAGAAGAAAAACUAUAUAAUUAUAU